UUUUUUUCCCUCAGUAUAUAAAGGUACGGUGUUAGAAGCAAUUCUGUGUGUAUCUAACGUUUCUCAAGCUCAAGACACUUCUAAGAAUCGUUUUUGUUAAUUUACAUUUUUUUAAUCUUAACGCGAGUUAUAUCAAAUAUUAAAAUGCGAACGAUAGUAAUCCUGUUAGUCCUGGCAUCAGUUGCAUCUCUUGGCCUGGCAGCACCCGCACCCCAACAAGAAAUAACAAUAAUCCGUCAAGAAGAAAACAACAGUAUCGGAGUAGGAGGUUACCAUUUUUCCUACGAGCAGAGUGAUGGACAAAAACGUGAAGAGACGGCGGAGCUCGAGAAUGAAGGCACAGACGACGAAGCAAUGAAAGUAGUCGGUAGCUACAGUUUCGUCGCGCCCGACGGCAAAACCUACAGAGUAGAUUACACCGCGGACCGCGAAGGGUACCACCCCGUGAUCACCCUCGUGUAAUGACCUCACCAACCAAUCAAUUAACCACCAGACAUUUAAUAAAAGCAAAGUAAAAUAAAACUAACAUAUUAAAUGUCUAUCUGUGCAUAAUGUAUAAAAAUAAAUGAUUUAUAUCUCCUGCA
Messenger RNA from Cotesia glomerata, 584 nucleotides. RefSeq names its product flexible cuticle protein 12-like. NCBI's taxonomy places the organism in Eukaryota, Metazoa, Arthropoda, Insecta, Hymenoptera, Braconidae. Gene Ontology annotation, cellular component: chitin-based extracellular matrix. Gene Ontology annotation, molecular function: structural constituent of chitin-based larval cuticle. The record is from RefSeq and is a predicted model, not a curated record. Bases 145 to 462 code for a protein of 105 amino acids. The transcript has 2 exons.